CACUCACUCACUUAGUUAACUCCCUUCUUCACCCCAGGGCCUCCAAGGCAACUUACAUCUGCUGCUAUAGCCAAGUCCACUUUCAGUUUCAUUUCCCCCGACCCGGGCCUCAGCCGCGAUGCCCACGAAAUUCAGCUGCCGACAGCUCCGACAAACGGGCCAGAGGUUCGAAUCUUUCCUACUGGACCAGGGACUGGACCGGGAGACCGAUCGAGAGCAGCUCAGGAGCAUCUACAAUGGGGACUUCAAGACCAGCUGUGGGACCCGCAUCCCGAACUUCUCUUCCAUGCUGUAUGGGAUGAAGAUCACAAACCUGGCCUAUGUCACCAAGACUCGAGUGAGAUUCUUUCGCCUGAAGCGUUCUGCUGAAGAACCCCAGAAAUCCAAGGAACCCGUCCAGGAACAGAGGACACAGGGGCCACAUAUCAACCAGCAGAAAAAGUCUCUGCUCGCCAAGAUCUUUCAUGACAGGGCCCAGUACCUUCAUGGGAAACACGGCGUGGAUGUGGAGGUCCUGGGACCCCAUGAAGAUGUUGACGGACAGCUCCUCAUCAGCCUGGAUGUGGACUGCGAGGUGGUGCUGACUUUGAGACUUUGGAACGGGGGAAGUCAGACCGUCACCCUGACCCACCUUUUCCCUCUCUGCUGGAUCCCACAGUUUACCUUCUUCUAUGCGGACGAGGAACUUCCCUGCCCAUUGGGCCCUGGUAAAAGCUUCGAGCUUCGUGUCCACUGUAAGACCAGCUUUGUGGGCUACUUUCCGGUCACAGUGCUCUGGGAGCUGAUGGGGCCCCCCGAAGAGUCUAACUCCGAGGGAGCUGGCACUUUCUAUGUGGCCCGCUUUUUGGCUGGUGUUGCCCACAGUCCCUUGGCUGCUCAGCUAAAGCCUACAACCCCCUUCACUCGGACCCGGAUCCCUCGAAACCCUGUAACCACCACACGGAUAGAAGAGGGAGAAAAACCCGACCGUGCUAUAGGCUAUGACCUGGAGUUCACUCGGCCACUAGGGGCCUACCUGCCACCCCCUCGUCUCCGGGAGCUGCUUCCCAACCUGCAGAGGAGUAUCUUCACUGUUCCCCAGGAGGUCGCUGAGAUCAAGGCCCGCCUGGAGCUCACUCUGAGGUGGCGAAACUAUGCGGAGAAGCUGCAUCUGCUGCUGCACCUGGAGGAGCUCCAGAUGGAGCAUGACAUCCGCCACUAUGACCUGGAGUCAGUGCCCAUGACCUGGGAACCGGCAGACAAGAGACCCCCACUACUUACGCUAAAGGUUCCUGGGGUGGCUGAGAGCCGCCCCUCAGUGCUCCGGGGAGACCACCUGUUUGCAGUUUUGUCCGCUGAGUCACAUCUGGAAGACCUGGUCACCUACAAGGGCUAUGUGCAUAGGGUGGAGCUGGAGCACGUCAAGCUGAGCUUUCCUAGGAGCCUUCUGAACCGCUUUGUGAAUGGACUUACCUUCAAUGUGAACUUUACCUUUAACCGCCAACCUCUUCGGGUGCAGCACCGGGCCCUAGAUCUGACGAGCUACUUCCCCCUGGAGCCUGUGCUUUUUCCUAAGAUGGCCCGCGAGGUCCCCCUGCUGCCCCCCGAUGUCACUCUCAACUUGUACGACCGGACUCUGGAGUCAAACCCUGAACAGCUGCAGGCCUUGAAGCACAUUGUUCGGGGCACCACUCGGCCGGCCCCCUACAUCAUCUUUGGCCCCCCUGGGACUGGCAAGACUGUCACUUUAGUGGAAGCCAUCAAGCAGGUGGUAAAGCUUUUACCUCAAGCCCAUAUCCUGGCCUGCGCCCCCUCCAACUCAGGGGCUGACCUCCUCUGCCAGCGGCUCCAGGCCCACCUCCCCAGAUCUAUCUACCGCCUCCUGGCCCCCAGCAGGGACAUCCGCUUGGUGCCUGAAGACAUCAAGCCCUGUUGUAACUGGGAUGAGAAGAACAGAGAGUUUGUGUUUCCUGCCAAGAAGCACCUGCAGGAGUACCGAGUCUUAAUUACUACCCUCAUCACGGCCAGCAGAUUGGUCUCGGCCGAGUUUCCCAUCGACCAUUUCACCCACAUCUUCAUCGAUGAGGCCGGUCAUGCUAUGGAGCCCGAGUGUCUGGUGGCCAUAGCAGGGUUGCUGGCAGUCAAGGAGUCCGGCGAUCCAGGGGGGCAGCUGGUGCUGGCAGGAGACCCUCGGCAGCUGGGACCCGUGCUUCGAUCCCCAUUCGCCCAGAAGCAUGGGUUGGGGUACUCCCUACUGGAGCGACUCCUCACCUACAACCCCCUCUACAAGAAGGACUCAGAGGGCUUUAACUCCCAGUUCAUCACCAAGCUGCUACGCAACUACAGGUCUCACCCAGACAUCCUGGAUAUCCCCAACAAGCUCUACUAUGAGCAGGAGCUGCAGGCCUUUGCCAACCUCAUGGACCGAGAACGCUUCUGCCACUGGGAGGGUCUGCCUCGGAAGGGCUUCCCCAUCAUCUUCCAUGGUGUCAUGGGCAAAGACGAACGAGAAGGCAACAGUCCUUCCUUCUUCAACCCCGAAGAGGCUUCCACGGUGGUUGCCUACCUGAAGCAGCUUUUGGCACCCUCCUCCAAAAAAGGCAAAGGUCGCCUGAACCCUCAGAAUGUGGGCAUCAUCUCUCCAUACCGGAAGCAGGUGGAAAAAAUCCGGUAUUGCAUCACUAAACUGGACAAGGAACUGCGGGGAAUGGAUGACAUCAAGGACUUGAAGGUGGGCUCUGUGGAAGAGUUCCAGGGUCAGGAGCGCAGCGUCAUCAUCAUCUCAACCGUGCGAAGCAGCCAGAACUUCGUCCAAAUGGAUCUGGACUUUAACCUGGGUUUCCUGAAGAACCCCAAGAGAUUCAAUGUGGCUGUGACCCGGGCAAAGGCCUUGCUCAUCGUUGUGGGCAAUCCCCUCCUCUUGGGCCAUGAUCGAGACUGGAAAGCAUUCCUGGAGUUCUGUAAGGAAAACGGGGGGUAUACUGGGUGUCCCUUCCCUGCCAAAGUGGACCUGCAGCAGGGACAGAACUUACUUGAAGAUUUGAGCAAGCUCAGCGCCUCUACCUCAGGGCCCCGAGAACGGGACGGGGACGACAGCCUGUCUGUGCAGGUGGAGCCAGAGUGGAGAAAUGAGCUCUGAAGACAGCGCCAGCCUUCUAGUGCCAUC
Messenger RNA from Suncus etruscus (white-toothed pygmy shrew), 3145 nucleotides. It is a transcript of the gene MOV10, whose product is annotated as Mov10 RISC complex RNA helicase. Lineage: Eukaryota; Metazoa; Chordata; Mammalia; Eulipotyphla; Soricidae. The record is from RefSeq and is a predicted model, not a curated record. The transcript is spliced from 20 exons. Bases 119 to 3118 code for a protein of 999 amino acids. Gene Ontology annotation, molecular function: 5'-3' RNA helicase activity; RNA binding.